GAUAUGUCAUCAGCAAACAUGACCUUUAAUCCAGAUCAUGAUACGAGCGAAGAAGAGAAGUGUGCAGUUAUUGACGAAUUUUCUAUAGGCAAGAAAAUAACGGAAAGCUUUGAAGAGGAUGUGAAAUUAGUUGAAUCAGAUAUACCGAAUAUAAUAAAAAAUGAGGAUAUGAAAAUUAUCGAUGAAAUCGAUAAGUUGACUCCAGAAAUAAUAGAAUAUAAUCAAAACAUCAAGCUCAUAAACAAGGAUAAGAAGAUUGUUACUACCAUCAGACGUACUAUUAUUACAUACGCAGAAAACUUGAACGGACUCAAACUCCCCGUUUCAGAGUUUGACUUCAAUAAUGCUUUUCUGAAUAUGUUAAUAAAGAGAUUCUUAGAUAAACAAAAUCUCAAAAUGGACAGGUUGGCCAAAAGUGUGACUUUCGGAGAUAGUGUCAAUAGCCUCAAAGCUAUUAUCGGACUUAAGAGUGGUGGACUCCCAGUUGCCCAUCACAAGAAAGUUAUUGAGAAUCAGAUUGACCUUUCCAUAGUUAUACGUGACGUCUUAUAUAAUUUUUUCAAAACAAAUUCUAAUGCAUCUGAAAAUGAUCUCUAUCAUACAUACAUCCUUGACUGCAAAGCUACGAACGUAUUACACUUAGGAAGACUUUCUCAGAUUAAUAUGCCAAAUACCAUGAAAACACUCACAAUUCUCAAGGGGUUCUAUACACUCAUAUCAGACAUUAAUGAAUCAAAGAGGAAAAAUGAGCAUUAUAAUCAAAGUGAGCCAUUUGGUGUCUCUUCAGAAGGUCCAAUAAAUAAGAAAGACAAGAAACGUGAAGAUUAA
Molecule: messenger RNA, 828 nt
Organism: Funneliformis geosporum
Lineage: Eukaryota; Fungi; Glomeromycota; Glomeromycetes; Glomerales; Glomeraceae
Source: the annotation of a GenBank genome assembly